UUCGCCCAGAUUCUUCUCACAUAUUGAUCCUCCAUCAUGGAGGUGCUCGGGGGAUACCCCAGCAAAUCUUCUGCUUCACGAGCAGGACUGUUCAAAGUCUUGCUGAGUGUGGCUGUGUGCAUGGGCUCGCUGUAUCUUCUGCAGAAUAAACUGUCAAAGUCGCGAAAAGCCAAAGAUUUCUACUCGUAUGAGGUGAAGGACGCGAGAGGCAGGACCGUCUCACUGGAGAAAUACCGAGGCAAAGUCUCUCUGGUUGUAAACGUGGCGAGUGGAAGCGAGUUAACGGAGCAGAACUACCGGGCUCUGCAGGAGCUGCACCGAGAGCUCGGCACGUCACAUUUUAACGUGCUCGCGUUUCCCUGCUCGCAGUACGGGGACACCGAAUCAGGUACUAGUCGAGAAAUUGAAGCGUUUGCCAAAUCCAACUACGGCGUGACGUUCCCCAUCUUCAGCAAGAUCAAAAUAAUGGGGUCUGAGGCGGAGCCCGCAUUCAGAUUCCUCACAGAUUCCGCACAGAAGAUCCCAAAAUGGAACUUCUGGAAGUUUCUUGUGAGUCCAGAUGGCCAAGUGGUGCGUUUCUGGAAACCAGAGGAGCCCAUCGAUGACAUCCGAAAAGAAGCCACAACGCUUGUGAGGAAUAUCAUAUUGAAGAAGAGACAGGAACUAUGAUAUAAAUAAAACCCCUCAGAGACUCAAGAGUGAUUCAUUGUGCACGUUUAAGUGCGUAAAAUCCUCUGUGAUAUUUGAUAUACGGCAGAAGAUGUGUCAGUUAAGACCUGACUUUGUAUGCUUGUGUGUGAUAAGCCCUGCUUACACUGCGAUUUCAGCCCCGAUUUGGUUGUCUGAGAAACAUUUGGGAAAUCCUAAAAGAUUUCUGUAAUCCUAGGCUAAAAUCUGUGGUCUUUGAUUGUUGGUUUGACAUGUUUGCCAACAGCCUCAUAUGAUAAAAUUUUCACACAGAUGAAGUUCUGCAGUGUCAGAAGAUUUCAGACACUUUCCUGCAGAGUGAUGACUUGCAUUAAACCAAGAACCAAUAGGAGCGCCGAAUCUGAUGACGCAGUCAGCAUGAAAACUACAAAUCAGCACGGGGAAAUGUCAAAACAGCUUUUUUUCUUUUCUUCUGUAUUUUUUUAUUGAGGCACGCUGUUAGCAAAAUUACCUCUACAGUUUUGUUUGUUUGCCGUAUGGUAUUAUUUCAGAACACAGGAUAGCGAAUGUGUCAUGGCGUCAAACUCCCGGUGAGUUUUCUUGUGUUUGGCACAUUUUGAUUGUCGUUCAGUCUGACAUUUAUGACAGCUGAGAUCUUACAGUGUGACAGUGGAAUCAGAUUUAUGCAACCUGACAUGCUACAAUCGUUUAGGAUUAGAACCACAGUGUGAGCCGGGCUUUUGGUGAAUACUUGUAUGAUUUUGAGAAACAAAACAUCUCUUUUUACAAACCUUAAUGUGAAUUUCAUAUGAAAAUGUUUCAAGCCACUUUUUUCAUCUGACAUGAAAACCUCUGAAUAAAUUCAGCAAUU
Danio aesculapii is the source of this 1519-nucleotide messenger RNA. RefSeq names its product glutathione peroxidase 8 (putative) (gene gpx8). NCBI's taxonomy places the organism in Eukaryota, Metazoa, Chordata, Actinopteri, Cypriniformes, Danionidae. The transcript is spliced from 3 exons. Gene Ontology annotation, biological process: response to oxidative stress. Gene Ontology annotation, molecular function: glutathione peroxidase activity. The coding region runs from base 37 to 669 and encodes 210 amino acids. The record is from RefSeq and is a predicted model, not a curated record.